AUGGUAUCUUCGUUCCCCAAAGACCUGAGCAAAUUUGUGUUAAACAUGUCUUCAUGUAAGCUCAGUCGUUUACACCUUGAAUCGUUAUCAUGUGGGCUCAACUACUGUGAUCCGCGACAGAAGUCUAACCGUAUAGAUUCUCAAGCGAAAAUGGAAGCCUUUUUCGACAAUUUCUCAACUCUGCAACCGACAAAUGAGGAUACCCUUGGCUGGUUCAAAGCAAAAUUGGUGGAUAUAGAACAUCAAUACCGAACAACAUCAAUGCGGCAACGUACAAUAAUGACUAAAGCCCACUUGAGGGCUCUGAAGGAAUUAAAAUCGAAUGAAAACAUGGCUGUUCUACGUCCAGAUAAAGGAUCCGGUGUUGUUGUGAUGGAUAAGAUUUACGGUUUGCAAAAACUACACAAAGAAGACAUUCCACUGCGACCCAUUAUGUCCAUGUGCAACUCGCCACAACACAAAUUAGCCAAGUGGUUAGCAGAAACUCGAAAACCGGUGCGAGACUCCAUUUCCCAAUACAAUUUGAAAGACAGUUUUCAACUGUGCACAUUUUUGGAAGACAAAAGCAUUCAAAACAAGCAUAUGGUAACUAUGGAUGUAAGUGCACUGUUUACCAACGUCCCCCUACUGGAGACCAUCGCGAUCAUUAGUCAAACUAUGGAAGAUAAGAACAUUCACGUUGGACUACCAGCAGAUGAACUGGAAAGGCUUUUGUUGUUGUGCCCAUAA
Messenger RNA from Echinostoma caproni, 729 nucleotides. NCBI's taxonomy places the organism in Eukaryota, Metazoa, Platyhelminthes, Trematoda, Plagiorchiida, Echinostomatidae. The record is from the annotation of a GenBank genome assembly.